Alnus glutinosa is the source of this 850-nucleotide messenger RNA. RefSeq lists its product as uncharacterized. The record is from RefSeq and is a predicted model, not a curated record. Gene Ontology annotation, cellular component: endoplasmic reticulum membrane; endoplasmic reticulum. NCBI's taxonomy places the organism in Eukaryota, Viridiplantae, Streptophyta, Magnoliopsida, Fagales, Betulaceae. The coding region runs from base 211 to 600 and encodes 129 amino acids. Gene Ontology annotation, biological process: endoplasmic reticulum to Golgi vesicle-mediated transport; intracellular protein transport. The transcript has a single exon.
GAAAUUAUAGGGUUGAAUAUCCGUUUCCCCUCAUUUACUUCGGAAUCACAAACCCUAAAAGUCAAGUCAUCCAGAACGCGGCAAUUCCAACUACCUCUUCCCCUUAAUAAACAAGCCCUCCACUCUACUGUUAAGCCCAUCUGAAAAGCCUUUCCCGGAAAUUCUCCCACACUUUUCCUCCCUCUUUUCUCUCUCCCCAAACACCCAGAAAUGGCGCUGGAGUGGGUAGUGCUAGGCUACGCCGCGGCCGCAGAGGUGGUUAUGCUCCUCCUGCUGACCCUCCCAGGCCUCGACCCUCUCCGCAAGGGCCUCAUCUCCGCCACCAGAGCCCUUCUCAGACCCUUCCUCUCGGUGGUCCCGUUCUGCAUCUUCUUGCUCCUCGACAUCUACUGGAAGUACGAGACAAGGCCUUCGUGUGAGUCCCUCAGCACUUGCACCCAUUCGGAGCAUCUUCGCCACCAAAAGUCCAUCAUGAAGAGCCAGAGGAAUGGGAUGUUGAUCGCUUCGGCGCUGCUCUUCUACUGGGUUUUGUACUCCGUGACCAAUCUUGUGGGUCGGGUCGAGGAGUUGAAGUCUCGGGUCGAGAAGUUGAAGGAUUAGUAUGGGUGAGAGGAAAGUGGGAUUUCCAGCAGUCUAGUGUUCGGUUGCUGGGGAAGUUCUUGAAAUGGAAACUGAAUUGGAGGUUAGUUUUCACUUGUUUAUGAGAAAAUGAAAGACCAUAAAGAUACUGUAGUACGCUACUUCACAUAGAUAUUUUAGUACUCUAUACAGGCAGACAUUAUUCAUAAUAGGGCUAAUCUCUGUAUUUGUUCGAAUUAGAAUCAUCAAUAAAUAUAUAUCUUUAUUCUCU